AUGACACAAAAUUCAUGUCGUUCUCAUCUAUCUCAACCUGGAAGUUCAUCUCCACCAAAAACCAUAUUCAUGGUCCAGCUACUCCUAGCCGACCAAUGGAGAAUAAAGCCCACAUGUGCCCCACUGCAAAAUCUGCUCAAUAGCCUCAGCUUGUCUCACCUCCACUACGCAAGGGCUGCUCCAACUAGCAAUUCCUCAAGACACCCAACGUGUCUUCAUCUACCUUCUCUCGUAGCCCAAUCUCUCGCGGGUCAGUGGAGCAAAAAUGGAGACGAAAGGACAGAGCUUCUCUCCUCUAUUUCACGACCCGGAUCAGCCAAACAGAUCAACAAGCAACAGAAACUAAGAAGUUUCAAACUGGCGACGCCGCCGACCAAGUCCCAUAUAUAUGCCGACCAUACUUCGCCAUUUCCCUCAACCCCGUGUCAUCGAUACCAACCAGAUUUACCUCCGUCGCUGGUCAGUUUACUACGCCGCCGACUAGACCCACAAUCUCAGUACAUGGGACAGCCAAGCUAG
Messenger RNA from Prunus armeniaca (apricot), 519 nucleotides. NCBI's taxonomy places the organism in Eukaryota, Viridiplantae, Streptophyta, Magnoliopsida, Rosales, Rosaceae. The record is from the annotation of a GenBank genome assembly.